AGCCUCCCUUUCCGGUCAUGUGACUUUUUGGAUUGUUUGGGGUCGCGCGUCUUUCAGUGUUGGCGGGUAUCUAAACUGCCAGCCGGCUGUUGUGUUGCAGAGCCUCUCGGUUGACCACACAAAUACUCACUAUAAAGAAAAUGUCUGACUGGACCAGAGGCAGACGGCGCGAUGCUCAAAGCAGCGAACAUGAAAAUGGUUAUGGGCCAUCUCGGUGGUCCCACUGCAGGAAAAGAGGGAUCGAUGGAAGCCUGCGGACCAAAAGAGACCCAGAUGGCGGUGAGAGGGAAAAUGGUGGCAACUCUGACAACAGACAUACCAGUUUCACCACUCCAGAGAGUGCAGGCCCAGUGUCUCGCUGGGACAGACAGGCUGACUGGGGCAGCCAGGUGGAGGAUGAUGAGAUGAGGCGGGAUGUCCACAGAGACAUGCAGCGUUACAGGAGGAGGAUACUGGGUGGAGAGGUCACCCAGAGGGAGAGAAAGACCUCCUCUGGCUCUUCUGGAAGCUGUGAUUCCAGAGAGGGGGAAAACAUGGAGACAGACGAGGCAGUGUUGCUACGGCGUCAGAAGCAGAUAAAUUAUGGCAAGAACACACUGGCCUACGACCGAUACAUCAAAGAAGUCCCAAAACACAUGCGUCAGCCGGGUGUUCACCCAAAGACUCCCAAUAAGUUUAGGAAGUACAGCCGUCGCUCCUGGGACCAGCAGAUCAAACUGUGGAAGGUCAAACUGCACGCCUGGGACCCCCCAACUGAGGGCAGCCAAGACAAAGUCCUCGAUAACAUUGACGAGCUGGGUCUUGAUGAUGUAAUGGACAUUGAGCUGGACUUUCCUAUCUUGUCAGACUCUCAGAAUGUCCCAGCCUCUCUCACCACACACAGCCUAUCACUUGAGGGUGAAGAUUGUUUGGGUACUCCAGUUAAAGUGCAGAAGACAGAAACCACAGCAGAGCCUGACAUGGCAUAGCUCAUCAUUGGUCCCCUCUGCAAGAAAAUACACCAUGUUCACCCCACCCCCACAACAUAUUAGGUAUUGUUUCUCCAUUCACACUAGUGCUUCUUAACUCUUAGGUUGGGGCAUUUUACAAAUGACUAAUCUACUCAGGGAGUCUUCUUAAUGGCAGGAUUUUACAGUUGCAUCAAGCUUCAGUCAGUUAAAUGGUUUAGGAUCACAGAAACACUAGUAGCACUGAUCUGUGGCCUUUUUGUUUGUACAUUAUGUGCAAAUGUUGAAUCAUCCUGCUUAUACUUGCUUAAUGCAAGAAUAUACAAAAACUGGCUGAACUCAAAUGGUUCUCUAAAGAGUUUAAAGGAAAUGGGCAAACCAAAGUAUUUUCCUUUUUAAUAAUAUUGACCGGAUUCUUUUCCAAGUACAAUUUGAAGUACUGAAGAGCAUUGCUUCAGUUAUAUUGGGCUGUGAUUUGUUUUUACAUUGGUUGUUUUUUAAUACUAAUGUUACUGUGUUUCUUAUUGCUGUUUCCUUCAUGGUGAAGACUUUCAAAUAAAAACAAACAAACUUGAAUGUC
Messenger RNA from Morone saxatilis (striped sea-bass), 1527 nucleotides. It is a transcript of the gene slbp, whose product is annotated as stem-loop binding protein. Gene Ontology annotation, molecular function: histone pre-mRNA stem-loop binding; mRNA binding. Gene Ontology annotation, cellular component: cytoplasm; histone pre-mRNA 3'end processing complex. The record is from RefSeq and is a predicted model, not a curated record. Bases 141 to 968 code for a protein of 275 amino acids. NCBI's taxonomy places the organism in Eukaryota, Metazoa, Chordata, Actinopteri, Moronidae. The transcript is spliced from 8 exons. Gene Ontology annotation, biological process: mRNA 3'-end processing by stem-loop binding and cleavage; mRNA transport.